UCUCUCCAAUCCAGCGAUGUUCUCUGCUUCCCCCAAGCUACUCUGCCCUUACAGUUUUUCUUUCACAAAAUAUCCUAAUUACCAGCUCCCAUUUUCACCCAAAAUUCGCUUCCUUUAUCCUCACAAACCCCUAAUUCGAUGUGCCAGAAAAGGGUCCAAACGAACAGGUAAGUCGAGGUACCCAUCAGAAAAAAAGAAGCUAAAAUCAAUCCAACAAACUCAAACCGAUAUCGAUAAGUUCAAAGGGUUUUGGAGGCUUUUCAAACUCGGUGUUCCCAUUGAUAGAGACGCUGGUAAAGAUUUUCUUGAUGUGUCUGAUGCUUUGCUUGAGGAGGUCGCCAAAGUUCUUGAAUUUCCGGUUGCUUCAAUGUUACCCCCAGAAGCUUUUACAGUUUUAAGGAAAUCCUUUGACGCUAGAAAGAGUCAGAAGGAGCCGAAAUUUGUGUACACAGUGGAAAUGGACGUUGAUAAGCUCUUGAAUCUUGAACCCCGAACAUGGGACUUUAUUUCACGCUUAGAACCCAAAAUUGGGGUAAUCGAGCAUACGACUCAUGAGAAAGUUAUUGGUGAUUUAGUUAACAUAAUACACGAUAACAAGAAACUCAACCAAGAUAGAGUGAAAGGAGAAAAUGGUCAUACUAGUUCAUUAAAUUCUUACAAGCUUCCAUCUACUAAAAAGGCAAAAAUUGCAGUUGUGGGAAGUGGUCCAUCUGGUUUGUUUGCUGCUCUUGUACUUGCAGAGUUUGGUGUUGAUGUGACUUUGAUAGAAAGAGGGCAACCCGUUGAGAAACGUGGGCGUGAUAUUGGUGCUUUGGUUGUCAGGCGAAUACUGCAAACCGAAAGCAACUUUUGUUUUGGCGAGGGUGGUGCAGGUACUUGGAGUGAUGGAAAGUUGGUGACUAGAAUUGGGAGGAACAGUGGAAGUGUUUUGUCUGUUAUGAAAACCUUAGUUCGGUUUGGAGCUCCAGAAAGCAUCCUGGUUGAUGGAAAGCCUCAUUUAGGAACCGAUAGACUCAUACCACUUCUCCGUAACUUUCGACAACAUUUACAAGAUUUGGGGGUUAACAUCAGGUUUGGAAGUAGGGUGGAUGAUCUAAUUGUAGAAAAUGGUCAUGUGGUUGGAGUGAAUGUAUCUGAUUCAAGUGGAAGAUUAGGGUUUAGUAGUGAGAAGCUGGGAUUUGAUGCAGUUGUUCUUGCAGUUGGGCAUUCUGCACGUGAUGUAUACCAAAUGCUUCUUUCUCAUAAUACGGAAUUGGUCCCUAAAGAUUUUGCUGUUGGUUUGCGGAUUGAGCAUCCACAAGAAUUGAUAAACAGCAUUCAGUACUCAAAAUUGGCCAAUGAGGUUCUUAGUGGACGUGGGAAAAUACCAGUUGCUGAUUACAAGGUUGUUGAAUAUGUCAAAAGAGAAGACAAUAAUGAUACACCACAAAGGAGUUGUUAUUCUUUCUGCAUGUGCCCUGGUGGACAGGUGGUUGUAACGAGCAUAGAUCCAUCAGAACUUUGUAUAAAUGGCAUGUCAUUUUCUCGAAGAGCAUCUAAAUGGGCUAAUGCUGCACUUGCUGUCACUGUUUCACCAAAGGAUUUUAAUGAUCUUGGUUUUCAUGGACCUCUUGCAGGUGUUGACUUUCAGAGGGAAUUCGAACAAAGAGCAUCUAUCAUGGGAGGUGGAAAUUUCGUUGUCCCUGUGCAAACCGUUAAAGAUUUCAUGGAUAAUAAAUUGUCUGCAAGUAAUAUACCAUCAUCAAGUUACCGAUUAGGGGUGAAGGCAGCAAAUCUGCAUGAAUUGUUUCCUGUUCAUAUAACAGAGGCGUUGCAGCAUUCAAUCAUGGCGUUUGACCAAGAGUUACCAGGAUUCAUUUCCAGUGAUGCCCUUCUUCAUGGAGUAGAGACUAGAACUAGUUCUCCUGUCCAGAUUCCUAGAAAUCCUGACACCUUCGAGAGUGUGUCAUUGAGGGGAUUAUAUCCAGUGGGAGAAGGUGCAGGGUAUGCAGGUGGGAUUGUGAGUGCAGCCGUUGAUGGGAUGUAUGCUGGUUUUGCUUUGGCAAAAAGUCUAGAUCUUUACAAAGCUGAUGACAUCGAAUCACUUUUUGGAAGGACUCAAAGUUCUGGAUUCAAUAAAUAUUAAACGUAACAUACAAAAUAGAAUUUUAUUUGCAUAGUCCACAAAUUUUGAUCCUUUAGAAACACGUUCUCUAUGUAACAUGACUGUAUAAAUUGGUAAGAAAUCAAAUUCGUUGCAUAAUCUGAUA
This is a messenger RNA of Lactuca virosa, 2249 nucleotides long. NCBI's taxonomy places the organism in Eukaryota, Viridiplantae, Streptophyta, Magnoliopsida, Asterales, Asteraceae. The record is from the annotation of a GenBank genome assembly.